CAUAAUUGCUCAGGCAUACCAACAAUCGCCUUUCGAUAUCCCUACACACAAAACAAAACAAAAGAAACUGUGAUUCUAUCAGUACACAUUCGUAUUAGGAUUUUACAAGAAAUGGCGAUUGCCACGACACGUGACAGACGGAACAAUGCUGGGAACCGUAUGUCCAAACUUCUUGAUGAAGAGGAAGAUGAUGAUUUCUAUAAAACAACCUAUGGAGGCUUCAGUGAAAUUGAGGAUGAUGAUGAUUAUCAGUCUGAAGAAGAAGGAGAGGAUGAGGUAGAUUCAGACUUCAGUAUUGAGGAGAAUGAUGAACCAGUGACAGAUCAAGAUGAUGAUGAGCCGAAGAAGAAACGCAGACUCGUUACGAAGGCAUACAAAGAACCAGUGGUUAUACUACAGAAGAUUGAAAAGCCUGCUGAAGUUAAACAAAGAAAACCUCGAAAGAAAAUUAUAUCUGCAGAUAAUUUUGAACGCAAAUCAAUCAGACGGUCAACUGCAGCCAAAUCAGCUGCAACUCUGCAGCGCUUAAAAGAACGAACUGAAGAAGGACGUAGACGUAAAGGUAGGCGAGCAAGGGCUCGGGAUGAAUGGCAGCCCACUCAAGAGGAAUUACUGGAAGAAGCUAAAAUUACUGAACAGGAAAACCUUAAAUCUCUUGAGAAGUAUCAGAAACUAGAGAUGGAAAAGAAAAAGACAAGAACUGUGAAGAAGACAUUUCAGGGACCAAUAAUCCGCUAUCAUUCUAUGUCAAUGCCCCUAAUUGAAGUGAUGCAUCAUGAUCAGCAAGAAAGCCCAAUUACUGUGGAUGAGGGAGAUGAUGAACGUGAGAAACAGGAACCCACAUGUGUCACAGAGACUACUGAAAAGUGUAAUGAAAGAGAAAAUGAGGAAGAAACUGAACAAGAUGCUAACAAGAAUGAAGAAGAGAAGAGCAAAGAAGUGGGGAGUACUAUAAAUGAUGGUCGGUAUGAGAGGACUUUUAUCACCUUCCUCGAUGAGCAAGUGUUUCGAAAUGCGUUCCCACAGACUCAACCAAAGCCCCCAACAAGAAACAUCUGUCCCAUUACCAGGCUGCAAGCUCGGUAUUUUGAUCCAGUUACGCAACUACCUUAUAGCAAUAUGCAGGCAUUCCGUAUCCUUCGUGAGGCCUAUUAUCAACAACUAGAGGGACGUGGAGAUCGAAACAAUCCCGAAGUUGCCCGUUGGAUUGAAUGGCGACAAAAGAUGAAGGAACUGAAGUCUGCCAUUGUGCAGCAAAUUAGUAAAAGCAUACGUCUUGAACCUGCAUCUCUCCCUGUCACGACACAAUGAAUUAUAUAUUAAAAUAUAUUAUAAAAUA
Zootermopsis nevadensis is the source of this 1339-nucleotide messenger RNA. It is a transcript of the gene YL-1, whose product is annotated as Vacuolar protein sorting-associated protein YL-1. NCBI's taxonomy places the organism in Eukaryota, Metazoa, Arthropoda, Insecta, Blattodea, Termopsidae. Gene Ontology annotation, cellular component: nucleus. The record is from RefSeq and is a predicted model, not a curated record.